Molecule: messenger RNA, 2322 nt
Organism: Talaromyces proteolyticus
Lineage: Eukaryota; Fungi; Ascomycota; Eurotiomycetes; Eurotiales; Trichocomaceae
Product: PalH/RIM21-domain-containing protein
Exons: 2
Coding region: 1-2322 (773 amino acids)
Biological process (GO): cellular response to pH
Cellular component (GO): plasma membrane
Source: RefSeq, a predicted model, not a curated record
AUGGAUCUCGAAAGACGUCAAAUAUGGGCUCGGCCGACGUCUACUAGCAGUAUAGAUCCGUCAUGCACUCCAUUUCUGCUCCCCAGUAAUGGCGUCCUUAGUGUCAAUAGUAGUUUCUCGGUGACAAUAUCCCAGGACGUGGUAUACCAACCUGUUUGCACAGGGGAUACGGACAAUACCGAUAGCCUGCCGUCGGCUAUCCUCAAUACGAAAGACCCGUUCUAUUCCUCAGUGGGACCGCAAUUGUAUGCAAUUGGCUGCAUGACGGUGGUGAGUUAUUUACUGGUCAUCAUACUUCUCAUUACACCUAGAACGUUCUACAUUGGAGGCCCAGGCGGCGGCGGGAAUUUCUUGGGUCGUCAUGGCAUGAUUAGUGGUUCUUACAGCGGGAGUUCUUCUAUCGUCGGCGUUGGUGGACGUCCUUGGCUACAGAAAGUGGCCGCGCUAACCGUCGCGAUUUCAUUGACUAUCGCAACCGUGGAUUCGUUCCGUGUGGCUGAGAGGCAGUAUUCAGCUGGCUACACGGAUGCCACGGCAUUGACCGAAGAAGUCAUCGAUGGCACGGAGAUACGAAUUGUCAGGGUUAUCUCCAGUACCUUCUUGUGGCUCGCGCAGGUUCAAACUCUUAUACGACUAUUUCCUCGACAUAAAGAAAAAGUAAUGAUAAAGUGGGCCGGGUUCGCCUUGAUCGUGCUUGACACGGCCUUUUCAAUUCUAGAUAAUUUCGUUGCGCAUGGGUCGAACACCCACCCACGAUUGUUCGACGACGCUAUCCCGGCACUUUCCUAUCUUUUUGAGUUGGCUCUUAAUCUGUUAUAUGCGGCUUGGGUCAUAUUCUACUCCCUGUCCAAACACCGCUUCGCAUACUUCCACCCCAAGAUGCGGAAUAUAUGUCUAGUAGCGAUGCUAUCGCUGAUCGCGGUUAUGAUUCCUGUCAUAUUCUUUAUUAUGGAUAUUGCAUCGCCUGAUGUUGCCGGAUGGGGAGAAUACAUCAGAUGGGUGGGUUCUGCAGCUGCUAGCGUUGUUGUCUGGGAAUGGGUGGAACGGAUAGAGGCUCUUGAGCGAGAUGAGAGAAAAGACGGGAUUCUGGGGCGCGAAGUUUUUGACGGAGAUGAGAUGCUGGAGAUUACCCCAUCAGAAGAGAUUGACUGGACGCGCCAGACUGGUGCUCGUGGAAAUGAUGGUGGUCAUGGCACAGGAGUUGCAUGGGGUGGUGUUAUUGGUUUAAACCAUCGGCCAUUGCGAAGGAGCCAUCUUGGGUUCCAACUCAGCAGUCGCUCUCGACAAACUGCGACCAAUGGCAAUACAGGCGACAAUGCAAUGUCGCAAAACACACCUGGCCAACCUAUGCGGCCUCCAGCAGCAGUGACCCCGGUUAGCCGAGCUGAUACUACGAGUGCUGCUUCUACUGUAUAUUACGUUCGCUAUCACCCCGUUGCCAGCCCAACACCCCCGGUGCCAAUCAUUCCAGAUGAGCACGAGGGCGAAUCGGAUUCUCAGAAUAAGGAAGCCGAGACUGGAUAUGAGAGUAGGUCGUCUGAUCGAACAAGCAGUGUUGAUAAUCGCGCUGCAACGGGAAAUCGUCCCGGCAUAACCCCGGCUUCUAUUGGAAACCACUGGUUUUCAGCUGCUAAUAUAUUCAAAAGAAGGCGAACGUCUCCACCGCAGGAAGUGGCAACUGCUCAGGAGCAAGAUCUUACGCAAGAUGAAUCUAGCGUGGCUGACGAAAUAAAUAUUAGAGGGAAGGAAAACAAUCGUUCAAGGAUUCAACAAAUCUUAUCCUCUCUACCGCAUGGUCCUUGGCACCAGGGAUCCGAUGCGCGAACACAGAGGCAAUUGACAGUGACUGUCAUUCCAUCUCGUGAUAGGUCUCAGCAAACGUGGACACCACAACCAAACGAGCCAACACAAUCCGAGGAUGAGUCGGCCGAUCAACGUGGCCAACCCGUUAGAGUGGUAUCCACGCAAGUGCGGCGCACGGCACCAUGGUCUCCUUCGCGGGGAGAUGGUGGACGGACAGACAGCAGUCCGCUACAAUACAAUCCAGAGACAGCUGCUCUGGUCGGUGUUGGACCAGAUUUUCGCACACAUGCACGACCCAAUACUGGAACCUCCUCGUCGUCUGCCUCGACGGUAGAUGCCUCUUCUGGCAAUGCUACCCUAGUUGUGUCUCACCAGAUACAACCCGAAGCUGUAGGCGAACAACAGGCGCAGGAAGACUUAUAUGGAGCUGAGCCUGGACCCGAUCAAAUACAGCCACUCGUCCAUGAAGAUAGGGAUUUAGAAGCGGGCAAUCCACCGCUGCGGCACCGACAUCAUUAA